AUGGUUAUCGUGGCAGCACACCCGCCCGUCAAACUAGAUUGCCCGGGCUCCGGUGUGUACAAGAAACAGCCCAUGGACCCUCAACAACCAUUUCAGGGUUGCGACAUCAUGCCGCUGAACAGCUUGCAGCCUCGAGGACAAGUGGUAUCUCCUCUCGCCUAG
This is a messenger RNA of Parastagonospora nodorum SN15, 162 nucleotides long. RefSeq lists its product as hypothetical. The transcript is spliced from 2 exons. Lineage: Eukaryota; Fungi; Ascomycota; Dothideomycetes; Pleosporales; Phaeosphaeriaceae. Bases 1 to 162 code for a protein of 53 amino acids. The record is from RefSeq and is a predicted model, not a curated record.